This is a messenger RNA of Triticum dicoccoides, 690 nucleotides long. RefSeq lists its product as uncharacterized. NCBI's taxonomy places the organism in Eukaryota, Viridiplantae, Streptophyta, Magnoliopsida, Poales, Poaceae. The record is from RefSeq and is a predicted model, not a curated record. The transcript has 2 exons. Bases 11 to 292 code for a protein of 93 amino acids.
CAAUUUUAGGAUGGGUACUGAAGACUCUAAAGAUAUGCUGAAGAAUGCAGACUGGAAGACUGUGAGUGGUGCAGUUACUGAGUCAAGUCAGCCGGUUGUUAGGAAGCGCCUUCCAAAGAAAAUAAGACAAGUUCCUGAGUGUUACUUUCUCCCUCGACGAUCUUUGCCUUCUGCACUGGCAAUCUAUGGUGCUGUUUGCGCCGCUGGAGUUGGUGCAGGGAUGUUGCUCGAGGUUUGGAUCAACAAAAAGAUCAAAGAGGAUGGCGGCGUUGUCUGGGAAAUGGGCAAAUGAUGUUCAGGCCCUUCUGUUGCUGUUAAGUUGUAUCACAGAGAUAAGCAUGUUUUUGUUGUUUUGGAAUAUCUUUUAACUUGCUGACGAAAGCAAACAAUGUUUCCCAGUGUAAACUUGUCCCUGUGUUCCUGGUUUGGUUGUAGAAGCUGUUUGAUGCUUCAACUUUAUAUUAGGCAAGCAAGGUGAAAACACCAGGCAGCAACACAUCUCUACUUGUCAUCUUAUAAGAAUUAUCUGAAUAUGUGUAACCGUGCUAAGCUGGAAGGGCCUUUGAUUUACCUUGGUUACACAUGCGUGAACGUUCAUCGUCAAGGUGGAAACACAAUGUGCUGAUUUUGUGGAAUUGCCAUGGGCAUACUAUUUUUUGUGUGGAAAUGAAGUCACAAAGAUUACAGCAC